Dendrobium catenatum is the source of this 1167-nucleotide messenger RNA. Its product is annotated as replication protein A 32 kDa subunit B. Gene Ontology annotation, cellular component: DNA replication factor A complex; site of double-strand break; chromosome, telomeric region. The transcript has 10 exons. The coding region runs from base 117 to 926 and encodes 269 amino acids. Lineage: Eukaryota; Viridiplantae; Streptophyta; Magnoliopsida; Asparagales; Orchidaceae. The record is from RefSeq and is a predicted model, not a curated record. Gene Ontology annotation, biological process: nucleotide-excision repair; double-strand break repair via homologous recombination; DNA replication. Gene Ontology annotation, molecular function: DNA binding.
UAACUUCCGGUGAUCUUUAAAUUUCCCGCGUGCAUGUCAUCGUAGCGGCUCAAGUUUCCUCUCCGUCUUCAACCAGGUUUAGGGUUCUCGUUUUGUUGCAGUUGUAGUUAGGUAAGAUGUCGAGCGCACAGUACGAUGGUGGAGCGUCUCUAUUCUCCGGUGGCGGCUUCAUGCCAUCUCAGGCCACCCAAACACCCGAGUCCGGCUUUUCCAAGGCCCGUGCAGCUCAAGGGAUUCUCCCGCUUACAGUGAAACAGAUCAGUGAGGCCUAUGAUUCCAACGAUGACAAGUCCAAUUUCGUUGUAGAUGGAGUUGACGCCACCAAUGUGAAACUCUUGGGUAUCAUGAUGAAUAAGAUAGAGAGGGUCACUGACGUUUCGUUUGUCCUAGAUGAUGGAACUGGGCGGAUUAAUGUGAAUAGAUGGGUUAAUGAAACUUCAGAUACCAACGAAAUGGCUAUUGUUCAAAAUGGGAUGUAUGUCACCAUCCGAGGUAGUUUGAAAGGAUUUCAGGGCAAACGACAAGUUGUUGCUUACUCUGUCCGGCCUGUGAUUGACUUUAAUGAGGUGACUCUCCACUAUCUAGAGUGCAUCCAUGUACAUCUGGACAACACCAGACCAAAGGUAAAUACUGUUAUUGGAACUGUAACUCCAAAUCAGAAUGAUUUUAAAGGAUUUCAGACUCCUCUUACUAAUCCAAUUCCAGGCAUGAAAUUUUCAGAUAAUGAUAUCCAAAAAAGGGUCCUUGAUGUUUUCAUGGAACCAGCUAGCCUUGUGCGAGAACAGGGAUUACAUAUUGAUGAAGUUAUUAGAAGACUUGAUUUGCCACGGAACAAGAUCAUGGAAGCUAUUUCAUAUCAUAAUGAUCUUGGUCAUAUCUACUCUACAAUCGAUGAUUUCCAUUUCAAGUCUGCAAUGAAUGGAUGAAUGGUAUGAUGAAUCUUUCUACGUCGCCAUCUGCAAUUGGCAAUUCUCUUUGUUUUAUUUUGAAUGUUUUUGCUCUGCUCUUUUAGAGUUUUUGUUUUUUCUUCACAGUUUUGUUCUUUUAGUUUUUCUGGUUAAGUUCUGGCAAACUCAAGCUUUUUACAAGCUUUCAGACACCCAUAAUCUUGUUGUAAGCUUAUUUAUCAAUGAAAUUCAUGGGCUAAUUAGAUCCAUGUUGUUGAUC